UGCUUCGAACACGGUGAGGACUUCAGCGUGGAACUUGCAUUUGUGGAGCUCCCAGCCGGCAGGCACCAGCUCUCCCUCCCGCGGGGGAGCCCCGGCAGCGGGUGGCACUGCUUUAGGGGGGCAGCUCGGGGCAGUGGCCGGGGCAGGGGGCAUGGGGUGAUCUCUGGCUCCGUCCUCUCCCCCAAACCCCCUUCGCCUCUUCUCUCUCUCUCUCCUUUUGCUGGUUUGGGAGCUCGUGCCAACGCCGUGCCGGGAGGGAUCUGGGAGCCAGCCAUCCCUUGGCUGCAUCCCUGGCUUCCCACCUGCUCCCAGCCUCGGGGAAGUUUCCCUCUCCAUCCCAGGCGCUGAGAGAAGACAGGCAGGAGGUGCCCCGGAGCCCGCCAGGGGUGGGCAGGGGGACAGCCCGGCUUCCCUUCCGCCUUCCCUGAAGAUUUUGGGAUCGCUCGACAGACCAUGAAUGGAUCCUUUUUCAACCAGACUCUCCUGGAGCAGGGAGCUGACCCCAACAGGACCCAGGGCUUGGGGGUGCUCCUGGCCUGCUGCAACGGGACCAGCGCCGUGCUGGCCACCGACGGCGGCUCCUCGGCGCUGGCCCCCGACGAGAGGAGCCUCUUCAUCACCAGGGUGGUGCAGAUCGCCGUGCUCUGCGUCCUCUCCUUGACUGUCAUGUUUGGCAUCUUCUUUUUGGGCUGCAACUUGCUCAUCAAGUCCGAGAGCAUGAUCAACUUCCUGGUGAAGGACCGAAGACCUUCCAAGGACGUGGGCGCUGCCAUCAUGGGACUGUACUGAGGCUCCUGGAGGCAAGUGAACUGGCUGGACCUGGUGCUGAGAUGCACAUUCCGUGUGUUUGGGGCAGCUGGGGGGGAGUGGGAAGGGAGGGAGGGGUCUUUUAAUCUGUCUGUGUCCACGGGGAAGCAAACCUGUGCUUCCCAGCCAACAAACUGUCGGUGUGAAGGGGGAGAUGUCCCCGGAGCUGGGGGAAGCACAGCGAGUGCCCAGCCUCGUGUUGCAUGCAGAAAUGGCUUAAGUUUUGCAUGAAACUUGCAGAAACAGUGAUAAUGUGCAGAUCUGGACUCUUUCCUGCUGUUUCCUUGGAUACUGCUACCUGGGCUUGAGGGCUCAAUUAAAAAAAAAAAUAAAAUAAAA
Molecule: messenger RNA, 1146 nt
Organism: Pseudopipra pipra
Lineage: Eukaryota; Metazoa; Chordata; Aves; Passeriformes; Pipridae
Gene: RPRML
Product: reprimo like
Exons: 1
Coding region: 454-789 (111 amino acids)
Source: RefSeq, a predicted model, not a curated record